Messenger RNA from Wyeomyia smithii (pitcher-plant mosquito), 3855 nucleotides. RefSeq lists its product as uncharacterized. The coding region runs from base 882 to 1730 and encodes 282 amino acids. Lineage: Eukaryota; Metazoa; Arthropoda; Insecta; Diptera; Culicidae. The record is from RefSeq and is a predicted model, not a curated record. The transcript has 2 exons.
AGGAACAGGUUUCGCGGUUAAUCAUCAUUCCGAAGAAAUCUGUAUUAUUCUGAUUAACCUAAAAUGUUGAGUAAGUAUACAAUAUUAUGUCUCAGAUCUUGUUUGUGUUUAUUGCAAAUAUGAUACUAAAAGAAAACAAUUAAUUCUUUCCUUACUAAAUUUUGUAGCUUCGCAGGAUGGAAGUUGCAUUGAUGGAUGUUGUUUUAUUUCCAGGAAGCAACACAAUUCUCCUGUUUCUACCAAUGCUGUAAUAAGUUGAAUCAUUUGACAAAAUAAUUAAUGAAAUUAUACGGAUAAUUAAUCGUUUUCAUCAUUUCCUGGAUUUAUCUGAGAAAUCGCAAAAUGCGUACUUCAGUAAAUUUUACCGAAAUUUUUGUAAUAAUUCGAUAGUUGAAAUUUCCGAGUCCCGGAAAAAAAAUUUCCGAAAAUCUCGUUAAAGUUUGACAAGUUGUCAAAUGAUGAUUUUACAGAAUCUCGGUAUUUUGAUGUAUUACCGAGAUCUCAGCUGUUGAAAUCUCGGUAAUUCAUUUUACCGUACUCGGUGAUAUUAUCUAAGUGUGUAGCAGUUCCGUAGAAACCCUAGGGACGACUGUUACAACGUGGUCCAACAACCAACCGGAAGGUUCACAAAGUUCUAAAGAAAUCGGUAGACUUGCUUCAGCGGGAAAGCCAAGGUUUAAGUGUAAUGUUUCCGUUAUAAAAACAGUAAUGUGAUAUUUUUGCUUUAUUUUGCUCUCAGACUGAUCCGAGCAAUCCAGCGGUUGCGUUAUCGAUCGGGCAAGCAAGCCAACACAAUUAGAACGCUACGUCAAAGCUUGAAGCGUAUUAGAGUUGUUGAAUCCGGCGAUGCUGCAUCUAGGCUUUUCAACCCAGAGCUAGUAAUGCUACUUAACGGUGAUAUAAGUCGAGUUUGUAAGUGGUCUGACAAAACUAUAACCGAAAGUUUUGAAAUCCGUUUCGCAUGCGGUACCAGAGGAUACAACUUUCUACGUAAAAAGAAAGGUUAUCCGUUUCCUUCUAUACGAACCCAGCAAUUCUAUUUUCAAGGAGUACAUUUCGACAGCGGUAUUCUAACAGAGCGAAAAAUUGCUUGCAUGUCGGAAGACGAAAAAGAUUGUGGCUUGAUAUUAGAUGAAAUGUCGAUCGACCAAGUUUUGUCUUAUUGCAAUAACAACAAGAACCACUUCGGAAACAUCACUAUCGCUGGAGAGAUCGGAAAAGCAACUCACGCUUUGAUCUUCAUGUUGGUCGGUAUUCACAGUCGGUGGAAACAGGUAGUGGCAUACUACUUGACAGGGAGUUCCAUUCCUCAAGGAUUCCUUAAGGAUACUAGUGGCAAUAUCAUACGGAAAGCUGAAGCAAUCGGUCUAAGGGUUCAUUUCGAGACUUCGGACUGUGGACCCAACAACGUCAGAAUGUGGAACGAUUACGGGCUCAAGCACAGCAAGGGCAGUGUUCUGAACAGUUGUUCGGUGCAGCAUCCUGUGCGAACACAAGAGGCACUAGAAAUAUUACCAGAUGCGACACAUGUUUUCAAAAGUACUGUCCAGGGAUGGGUAAAAAAUCAUUAUAUUUACCUUCCUGAUGAAACGGUCACCGAGAAUGGCUUGACUAACAACGUAGCAAACAUAAGUCAUCUUCAGGAGCUUGUAGCGUUCGAGAAAGAGAAGGAACUCAAAAUGGCAUCGCGACAUCAAAGGAUGUGGAAUUUUCCAAAAUUUCUAGUUUAGAUGCUUUGAAAGUAUCCACAUCAUAUAAGCUGGGUAAUCAUAAUGUCGCGGCCGUGUUGCGUUUCAUGAGCGCCAAAAAGAACCGUCCGGACCUCUUAACCACAGCUUUUUCCAUCGAAACGGUAUGGCGUUGGUUCAAAUCAAUGACUUCUCGUUCUGUUCAACUCGCGCUUAGUUUAAAACAAAUUGAUGUGUAUAGAGAAUCUGUUGCUUUUGUGAAUUCCUACAGGACCUUUAUUUAUGAGUGUAAAGUUGGAGUUGAUAAGAAAUGGAAGCCAUGGCAGGCGGCAGCCAUACUUUGUACAAACUUCAUAUUACGACUGCAGCACUACUUUCUUUCUGUCAGCCACUACGGACGUUUUUACGGCCAGAUUCACGCAGGACUGCGUAGAAAAUAUAUUUUCUUUGAUAAGAUUCCGACAAAAAAAAACCUAUAGCUCUUCAAUUCAAAGAUAACCUGAAGCUGUUAUCGGUUUCCCAGUUCAUGUCGGAGAUUCCACACUCAUCCUACGAAAACGAUAACAGAGAGUGGUUGACCGAUUUCACUGCAUACUUACGACAGACUUCAACCGCAGGAAACAAGGAUACCACAAAACAACUGUCCGUUGACGAUAAUGACCAUUUGAUUACUGUGGAAUACCCAGCAGACAUUUUCGAUGAUACAGUUUUUGAUAACGCAGAACGGAAUCUUAUAUAUCACAUCGGCGGAUAUAUCCUGAGAAGCGUAGCGAAGAACUAUGCUUUGUGUGAAUCUUGCUUCUCUCCGUGCAUAUCAAGUUCACCUACCCUAACAUGGUACUUGAAGUUUACAACGCUGAAGGAUUUUACAGGAGAUGCAUUAAUUUAUAUUACAGAGCAUGUAUACAUGUUCUUCGUUGCGUUAGAAAGAAUAUUACGUGACCAUGUACCAGAAGCCAUAUCAUCCAAUGAAAAUAUCGAAGCUAAAUUGGGUGAUAUGAUGAAAACUCUUAGUUUAAACGUUUUUGAAAGUUGCCACGACAUCCAGAGAAAAUUAAUUGAACGAUUUGUUACGUAUAGACUGAGAAUUCACGAGCCACGCAAAACCCGAGCUAAUAAGUUUGACAGCCGUUUUAUGGCAGCAUAGCUUAUGUCGUAGUUUCUUGCGUAUAAAACAUAAAAAAAUGAAAUUGAGGCAAAUAAACUGUUAUUUUUUCGUACUUUUGUCUAAUUGUUACCAGGAAACGAUUCAAUCAAAUAAACAAUAUGAGAAAAAAAAUCAAUUUAUGAAAAACUUUUUUUUUAAUGAUUACAAUACUUUUUUCAAAAAAACCUAGCGAACAGCAAUGUUUGUUUACUUCGCUCGUUAGGUACAGCGUUCGACGGUUCGUUUGGUUUUUCUGGUUUCAGACUCUGCGUCACUCUAUCUAUUCGCCUUGACAGAGGUACGGUGGAGACAUCUACGAUUAGUUUGUAUCUGAGUGCAAAAGUAUAAACAAAGGCAACUGCUUUCAGGUGUUUUUUCGAGUGAAAAAAAAAACAUUAUUCGAGAGUAGUUAACACAACAAAAUUAGUGAAAAACAUCGAUAAUUCAUUAGUGAAUCUUUUCUCCAUUUGAGUUUGUUUUUUAAAGUGUUUUUCGUACCACAUUAUUACUUUCAAAAGUGCAGUUUUUUUUGUAAACAUUGAGACAAGUAAGUUUCAACUAACUUAAUGUGAAGAAUUAAAUAAAAUUAUCAUUUUUUUUUUUUUUUCUUCACAUAACAUUUAUUUGACACGGCACAAAUACAAUUUAAUGUUUAACGGCGCCAAUUAUAUCUGAUGACUUAAAAACUAAAGCAAAUUUUUUAUCCUCGCUGCCGACUACGAGCUGAAAUUAAGUCUAACUUAAAACUAGCAUGGGAUUUCCAAUCAGUGUUUUGUUGUUCAAUGGUCGUCUGAUAAUCGUCGAAUGGCAUGUAUGGAUUCGUUCUGCUGAGCCACGAUGUCGUGAGUUGGGACAGAGGCUCGUAGUCCUUGGGUCCUGGUUCUGUUGUGCGGGGUCUGGUUGCUGGUUUUGUGCUUAAGGUUCAAACGUGUUCUUGUCGUUUUGUUGGGUGUAGACGGAGGGGAACGGGACUAGACUGGGGCGUGGAUGGAUUUCAGGAAAACGUAUAUAAGGGACAUG